CUACUUUUUAGUAGAGACAUUCCCAUUAGAUUGGGUUGCUUCCUUCUCAAUAUUACACCGGAAUAAUUGGUUUAUUUUUUUUAAGUUGUUACCCAGAAUUCGGACCGAAAUAUCAAACUACGUUUUCUCACAAAAUUGGAACCGAAACAUGAAUAUGCAGUGUCAGAAUCAAUUUUAGAUGCUAACUGAAACUCAUCAACUGUAUCUUUGAAUUAGAACAGAGAUCGGAUUCUGAAUUUCUCCAUUACAGACCCAUGGAUUUAGGAGUUCAAAUUCGGAUGGUCUUCGUUCCUGUGGCUCAUGUUUUAAGUAUCGAUUAUAUAUGUAAGGUUGUGCUUCGAAUACUCUGGCAUUGUGUACACCUUGUUGUCAGCAUAUGGUACUUUGUUCUGAGAAUGGUUCAGAUGCUUCAAAGCCACAUUAUCUCAAGUGGGUUGUUGGUGAAGUACAAAUCCCUUGAUUUAAGUAACCUCCAUUACCUAGCUGUUGUAGUAGACAGUGAAGAAGCUCAGCAUACUUCCAGAAUUCUUAAGCUUUUAAGUUGGUUAGCAUCUAUUGGCGUGAAGCAUGUCUCUCUAUAUGAUAUGGAUGGAGUUCUGAAGGAAUCAAAGGGUAUCAUUUUCGAGAAAUUGGGUUGCAAAAGAACAUGGGAGGAAGUAGAUGAAAAAAUAUCACUUUUGGAAGGAAAGCCAAUGAAAUUGGAAUUUGUUUCAUCCUGUGAUGGAAAAGAAGGGGCUGCUAAAGCAGCUAGCUUUCUCUUCUCCAAGUAUUUGAAAGCAGCUAAUUCACAUGGAAACCAAGAAGGGCUAAUCAUUACAGAACCUGACAUGACAAAUGCACUAAAAGCUGUUGGUUGUGGAGGGCCAGAACCUGAUAUUCUUCUAAUUUAUGGGCCUGUAAGGUGCCAUCUAGGAUUCCCAGCUUGGAGAUUGCGAUAUACAGAAUUUGUACAUAUGGGACCAUUAAAGUCCAUGUCAUAUGGUUCGGUAAUUAAAGCCAUCCACAAAUUCACAAAGGUGCAUCAAAACUAUGGUUCAUGAGACCAGUGCUGAUAGUUUGGCAUUCCAAGAACAGUCUUGAACAAGAGAUGCAGUAGCAAGUUACAGUAAUCUGAUCACAGCAAACACAAAAGCAUCCCGACCUUCACCUUUGUGAUGCUAUAGAGUAUUUAUUUUCCACACAUCUCACUGUUUUAGACUUUUAGUUUAUAAUCAACAAUAUUGUCAGCUUUUCACGAAACAAUAUCCAAUUCAUUUUUGUUUCCUGA
Nelumbo nucifera (sacred lotus) is the source of this 1267-nucleotide messenger RNA. It is a transcript of the gene LEW1, whose product is annotated as Undecaprenyl pyrophosphate synthetase family protein. The record is from RefSeq and is a predicted model, not a curated record. Gene Ontology annotation, cellular component: dehydrodolichyl diphosphate synthase complex; endoplasmic reticulum membrane. Gene Ontology annotation, molecular function: ditrans,polycis-polyprenyl diphosphate synthase [(2E,6E)-farnesyl diphosphate specific] activity. Lineage: Eukaryota; Viridiplantae; Streptophyta; Magnoliopsida; Proteales; Nelumbonaceae.